GGGAUUCAGGGCUUGCAUCGUAUUGCAAGGCGGUGCCGGAGAGGGAGCCCCGUCUGCUCCGCCCUGGCUCCGCGCGCCUGCCCAGCGCACCGCCCCCUCGAGGGCAGCGAGGCCGCCGGAGAGACCCGGCUCAAGCCAGCCCCCUCCAUCUCCUCCUCCUCCUCCCCGCUCCCUCUUUUUCCGGUCCGCGCUGGGUUCGUCGCCGGCACAGCCGCGUGCGCGCAUGCUCCGUCGGCGAGAAGGGGGCCACUUGCGACGGCAGCAGCCGGAGGAGGAGGAGCAGCAGGAGGGCAAAGUCGAGGCGGGCAUGCAAAGUUAACCGCGGGAGCGGCAGGUAGCCCAGCAGCGGCCCCAGCGCAGCCCGCCUCUCCUUCGCUCGCUCGCCCUCGACGGCGCACCGCGCGCCGCCCCAGCCCUGCAGCGCCAUGGUGUUGGACAGCUUGGCUCGCAUCAUUAAAGUGCAGCUGCCCGCCUACCUGAAGCGCCUCCCGCUGCCCGAGAGCGUCGGCGGCUUCCUCAGGCUGACAGGUUCGGAGGGCAGGGAUCUUGGGUAGGAUAGGGGGGCGGCGGUGGGGAGAGCCGGAGGGUCGGGAUCUGCGCCUUCUGCUCGUCGAACUUCCGUGCGAGUCUUUGCUCAUCUUCCUGGGAAGCGGGCGGUGGAGGCGUAGGAACGAAACACUCGAGUUGACUUCAACACUUUCCCCUGGAAGGUGGAAAGGGAAAGGCUAGGAACUGAGCCCUGCCAAACGCGCCGGGACUUACUUCUGAGUAGACGCGUUCUGGAUCGCGCUGCAAAACUCGUAAUCCCCCGCGCCCCGCGCAGGCGUGUGUUUUGGUUUCAACUUUCUCCCAACUGCAGAUCUCAAUGCUUCAGAAUAAGCCUUUCUUUUAAAGCGCAGUCCCUUGCAGGCUUACCUGGGAGUAAGCCCCACUGAGCAUAAUGGAGCUUACUUCCGCGUUAAGUUCGGUAGGACUGCGCUGUUAACUGCACGUGCGCGUUUUCCCCCAUUCAUCCUUCCCCUCUGAUCGUCCUGCCUCAAAUGCGCCCUAGUCCCCUAUAGGCUCUUCAGUUCCCUUUUUUCAAAUCAUGCUUUCCAAGACCGGCCCUUUCCUGAGGCAAGAGCAAGGCUUGCCCACCCAUGCCAUGUUGAGAUUCUUGCAUUGCAGGGGGUUGGACUAGAUGACCCUCGGGGUCCCUUCCAGCUCUGCGAUUCUGUAGUUCUGAGGCCAGGAAAGGCAACCACCUCAGAUGACAGGAUCCACAGGGACAGCAGAUUCCAAUGUUAAUCUUCCUUCCCGGCUUGCUCCUGGUGUAGCUCUUCCUUCGCUUGCACCAUUUUGGGGUUCACCUCAGGUGCCAAAAUGGUCUGGCCCUGAGCUAGAGUGAUGUUACUUGCCUCAGACAGCAAGUGCUUUUGAGGGAAUUGGUGGUUGUGGUGGUGAGGUGUUGUAGGAUAGAGGAGUUUGCUGGCUGCUCUCCAAUGCAGAGAAUGUUGAAGAUUCCGCUUCCAUUCUGGUGGGCUUUUGUGCAUCAAAUUGCACGGCCAUCUUGCCUUCCCCUCAGGCAGCAAAAUGUCUUGGGCUGGUCCUAUAGUCCCUGUCCCCCCUUUUGCUCUCCUUUAGGACUUCAGAGGCUUUUUGACUUAAGGGGUGGGUUCUUUCACUCUCUGCUGUUUGUAUGCAUGUUUGAAUGAUGGUCAUGAGGAAUAGAAAACUCCCCAGAAGAGGAGACCUGUCUCUAAUUCAUGUUAGUUUACUUAAUAUAGUGAUACAGGGUAUGCACAUACACACACACACACACACAGAGAGAGAGAGAGAGAGAGAGAGGUCUGUUUACAUAAAAGUUCUGGCCAAUGGAACUUGCUCCGAAGUAAGGCUGCAAUCUGUGCAAAGUUAGGCGCACCAAAGCCAAAUUCUUUUGGUGGGCCUAGGCUCACUUAACUCCGUUUAGGACUGUGCAGUACAUACGUGUCAUAUUAUAUUCUGUAUGAAAAUGCCCUUAUUGUGUACAUACAAUAUUGUUUAAUUCAAAACAGUAACUCCUUGAAACUCAUUAUCCUUUUGUGUUCCUAGUCAUGGUGGUAAAAAAACCAGUGGGUGUUUUUUUAAAACUUUUUCCAACAUGUGUGUCUUAAUGCAACAAAUCUGAGUAGCUGAAAACAUGAAAGCAGUUAUGUGUUCACGUAGGAAUAUUUCUAAAUUAAUAUGCAGUACAGUUGCUUCACAUGAUUAUUAUUUAGAAUAUUAGUACCCUGUUCUUCAGCCAAAACAAGACAAUCCCUACCUGCAGACUUAUAAUCUGAGAACAACAACACGCAAGGGAAAAGGGACAGGGAGGGAAGAGGAAAAUAGAAAAACUCAGGCACCGAUUUCUAAACAGUUGUCCUCUUAAUGUCCAGGGGCAAUAGGUGCCUGAUGGAGUUGCGGCUCCAGCAAAGCUGAUGAAAUGAGCUCUGCUUCCUAUCUCUCCUACUGAGGAAAUCUAAUGGCUGUGCCCCAGAUGACAGUGGAGGGCAGAGGAGGCCAAAUGGAGUUGGCUUGUAACAGCAGAGCCAACACCUUAAUGCCUGACAACUUCAUUGUGGCAUAAGCUUCAUUGGAUGAAGUGGCCUAUAGUAUGCAACGAGUAUUAGUGUGGCAGCACCUGUACUCUGGAACUCCCUGCUUAGUGAUAUUAGAAGGCAGGCACCUUCACUAUACCGUUUUUAACACAUACUGAAAACUUCUGUUUUGGCAAGCCUAAUCCAGACACAUGAUUUAAUUACAUUUGUUUCAAGCAUUUUAUUAAGUUUAUAUUUGGUGUGCUUUUAAAAGGAUGUUUUAAAAUUAUAUUUGUUUUUAACAUGGUCUGUGUAUUUUACUCAUGUUUUAUCAUUGGACUUCUACACCGCUUGGAUAAUUUUAUUUUUGAACAAGCGGUUUAUAAAUUGCCUAGAUAAAUAAAUAACACAAUAGUCCGUGAAAACUUAUGCCACAAUAAAUCUGCUGGUGUGCCACAGGACUCUUUGUCGUUCUCGCUACAAAAGCUUAACAUGACUGCUCCUCUGGAAGAGGAUAACAUUAUAGUUUUAAUCGGUCAUCACUUAGUGGUAGAGAUAACUUAGUAGUAGAGUGUAAGCUUCGUGUGUGACUUCUCUAGUGAAGGAUUUCAGAAAGCAGACUUGGGAAAGGCCUCAUCAGCUUUGGAGCACUGCUACCAGCCAGAUUGUGGAACUGGAAUAUCCAGCUGCGGAACCAAGAGAUCAAUGGUUUGUUUAGAAUCGUAGAAUUGUGGAGUUGGAAUGGGCCCAUGAGCGUCAUCUAGUCCCUCUCCCUGCAAUGCAGGAUUCACAGCUAAACAGUGUCUGACAGAUGGCCAUCCCAACUCUGUUUAAAUACCUCCAAUGAGAGAGAGUUCACCACCUUCCGAGGUAGUCUGUUCCACUGUUAAAGAGCUCUUGCCGUCAGAAAGUUAUUCCUCAUGUUUAGUCGGAAUUGCCUGCCUUUUAGUUUGAAUCCACUGGUUUGGGUCCUACCCUCAGGAGCAGCAGAAACAAGUCUUCCGCGUGACAGCCCUUCCUUCAAAUGUUUGGAGAUGGCUAUUAUAUCUCCUCCCUGUCUCCUCUUCUCCAGGCUAAACAUGCCCAGCUUCCUCAACGGUUCCUCCUAAGUCUGGGUUUCCAGACCCUUAAUCAUCUUAGUCACCCUCCUCUGCACAUGGUUCAGUAUAGGGCAAGCUUUCAAUGUCAUGUGACAAUGCUUUCUCUCUUGUCUCUCACCUUCAGAGGCCUGUGCUUUGAGAAGAGGAGAUGGAGUAUGCCUCUGAACAGUAUAGUAUAUACACAAAGUAUCAAAUGUGGUGAAUAUAAUAAUAAUGCAACAAAACAACACCACCACAAACUGGCUUAUAAGUAUAAAACCAAAUUUACUAGAAUAAUAGCUAGAAUAGAGAUAGACUUGUAACCAUUCAAACAACAAACAUACUAAGGUGCCAUGUGCAAGACAAAGCCUGGAGAUACUGUAAACAUGGAGGAGAUAAAUCUACAACUGUAUCUUAACAAGUUACAUGUGCAGUAAACGUUAUACAGACUGGAUAAAUGAACCGUUCAACAAGUAGCGUAAGUCCAAUCACAGAAUGGCAACCCCGUGCCGCCACAAUGGCAAGGGCAGCACACUGGAGAAUAUGAAAAUGUUUUUCAAAGAUUGAACUGGAUGAGAUGUUCUUCAAUGGGUCUUGAGUUGGAAGCACAAAGCCGUAUGGAUAGAUCAAUCACGGGAAGGCAAAUCAAAGCCACCACCCUGGUGAGAAUAACGCAAGUGGGCAAAAGGAGACCUGUUCUCUGGAUAUAUUACAGGUUUCGCUACACACUUCAUCAGUCCGAAAAGCCAGUCAUACAAAACGGUUUGCUCAGGAUAAAGAAAAUAUGCUACCUUUGCCAUUGUGGUGGCACGGGGUUGCCGUUUUGUGAUUGGACUUACGCUGCUUGUUGAACGGUUCAUUUAUCCAGUCUGUAUAAUGUUUACUGCACAUGUAACUUGUUAAGAUACAGGUGUACAUUUAUCCAUGUUUACAGUAUCUCCAGGCUUUGUCUUGCACAUGGCACCUUAGUAUGUUUGUUGUUUAAAUAGUUACAAGUCUAUCUCUAUUCUAGCUAUUAUUCUAGUAAAUUUGGUUUUAUGCUUAUAAGCCAGUUUGUGGUGGUGUUGUUUUGUUGUAUGCCUCUGAACGCCAGUUUCUGGGAAUCAGAAGUGGGGAGAGUGCUGUUGCGCUCAGGUCCUUCCUGCAACCUUCCCACAGACAUCUGUUUGGCCACUGUGAGAACAGGAUACUGGACUAGAUGGGCCAUUGGCCUGAUCCAGCAGGUGCUUAGAGCUUGCAACAAUUUCAGACAAUCACCCCAGUGAAAGUUGUUACUGUAUUUCUCCCUUUGGAGAGGAGAGCAAAUGCCUUAUCCUCUCUGUUGCUACAUCUGCUCCUUGUCACCAGAGAAGCUAAUCCCUACACCUGGCUCCCCAAACCUAUUUUACAGAUGCAACCACAGAAAUGUGAAUUUGGCCACCUAAAAUUGCGUGAUAUAUAUUUUUUAAUCCUCUUAUUUUGCUCACUAAAACCUCCCCACAAAGUUGGAGCCUUUGUAAGUCAGAGGAAUUUUUCUAAGUCGACGUACAGCAGUUUCCCUGUUAUCUCCGAUGUUUUUACAUCUCCCCUCCGGCUAUGAACAAUUUGCAGGUUGAACUAGCUAAUAAAUCUAAAGGUUCUGGAAAAUAAAUAGGCUUCAGGUUGCAUGAAUAGAGCAGCUGUAGAGGCUGUACAUGGCUAAUGGGGUUAAAACCAGUUCAUCGGGCUGGGCACAACUCGAAGGCUGCAGGGUGGGCGGAAGGCCUUGAGUAAACAGGGAAUGUUGUUUUGCAUGCCCAUCCUGACUUGAGCUACAGAGUCACUCCUCUGUAUCAUUCGUCAGUUUGGAACGCUUGAGGGACUUUUACAUUGCCUCUUCUUCGUAAAACACCAUGUACUUGUUGUGUGUGGAGAUUCUGACUGCCCUUUUUUUUACUUUUGUCAUUUUAAAACCAUUAUUAGAUCUUCCGUUUUCAAUUUUUUGUUGUAAGCUGUCCGGUAUCAUAUGAAUGAAUUUGCAAAUUCAGUGGAGCAUCGUCAGAGCCAUCAUUUUUUCUGUGUUGCUCCAUUUGUUCCUCUCUAUCUACUACACCUGCUACUAAUUACAGUCAUACCUCGGGUUACAGCCACUUCAGGUUGCGUUUUUUUGGGUUACGCACCUGCUGAAACCCAGAAGUACCGGAACGGGUUACUUCUGGGUUUUGGCGGUCGCACAUGCGCAGAAGCGCUGACUCGCAACCUGCGCGUGUGCAGACGCGCUGCUGUGGGUUGCGAAUGCGCAUCCCGCAUGGAUCACAUUCACAACCCAAGCGUCCACUGUAUUGUUAUUGCUACUACUACGUUUCUACUACAUUUCUACCCCAACUUUCAUGGUGUGGUGUACAUGAUUUUCCUCCUCCUCUCCAUUUUAUUCUCAUUACAGCCCUGUGAGGUAGGUUAGCUUGAGAGGUUGUGACUGGCCAAAGGUCACCCAGUGAGCUUCAUGACCAAAUGAGGAUUUGAACCCUGGUCUCCCAGGUCCUAGUCCAGCACUCUAGCCACUACAGUGGUACCUCGAGUUACAAACGCCUCAGGUUACAAACUCCACUAACCUGGAAGAGUUACCUCGAGUUGAGAACUUUGCCCCAGGAUGAGAACGGAAAUUGUGUGCCAGGAGCACAGUGGCAGCAAGAGGCCCCAUUAGCAAAAGCACACCUCUAGUUAAGAACAGUUUCAGGUUAAGAACGGACCUCAGGAACGAAUUAAGUUCGUAACUAGAGGUACCACUGUACACCAGUCUGGCUGUUUCUGAGCACCAUUCAGUUCUUGGUUGGCCUCCUUGGAUAUCUGCUGAAGCUCAGUUACAAGCAACAGGGCCUGUCACUGACUGGGAUGCCUGGCCUGCUGAAGAACCAACCCAGCUAGAGUGCUUGCAGCUAGGGUGCCAGCAUAGUGAGAUGACCCUGUUGGCUAUGGGGACAGCGACAGUAGCAAUGAUAAACUGCAAGUAAAUGCUCUUAGAUAACAACAGCAAGGCAGCCACAGAGAGCUAAGUUAAGGCACGUCUGCCUCCAUCCCAUGCAGUGUGUGAGAGAGUAAGGAACAGGAAACAAGCCCUGCUUCCUCUUUGGAGAAGAGCGGAUGUGACAUCACUGAGCCCACUCUACUAAUUUAGAACUCAGUGGUCCUUAACCCCUUCAAAUGCUAACUAGCAUUGUUAGGUUUGACUGCAAAUCUCCCACAGAGAAGACCCUCUUCCUAAUGGACACUCUCUUCACUUCAGUUUGCAGGAACGCAUGGGACAGAAUCUCAUAAGGUUCGGGCAGGUCAACUUGAAAGUAGGUGAUCUUUCAGGCAAAGCUUUAAGGCAGGGGUGGCCAACUCCCAAGAAAUUGUGAUCUACUCAUAGAGUUAAAAACUGGCAAUGAUCUACCCCCUUUUGGGGGGUUGAGGUCAAAGCUGUUGAACUUCUUUUAGGGAGGAGGAAAGCCACAUUUUUGGGGGGCGCAGGGCAAAAAUGUUGAACUUUUUUUAGGGGAGCCAAAGUUGCUGAACUUCUUUGGGGGGAGCCAGUGAUUUACCACUGGUCUACCACAGACGUCCAGUGAUCUACCAGUAGAUCACGAUCUACCUGUUUGACAUGCCUGCUUUAAGGGAUUUAAAGGUCAAGAUGAGCACUUUAAAUUGGGCCCACAUGCAGACUGGCAGCCAUUGCAGCUAAUGGCGUAAUACAAUCAGAAUGCCUAGUCUCAGUUAACUAUAUUGAGGUGCCUCUAAUCACACUUCUCAGAACUCAUUAUUGCCAGUGCCCCUGUGGUCAGCGUAACUAUGUGCUUUGGCUCCAAAUUAUUCCAGUUUCACUCUCUUUUCCAAGAGCAAUAGCUCGAUAGCUGUCCCUCAAUCCUCGUCUCAGUAGAGCAAGACAGUGAAUAGUAACUCCAUGCGUUGUCCAGAGAUGUCCCUGCCUUAAGGAUUGUUGGGUUGAACAUGGUGAUGCAGAGAUUGACUGGAGCAGAAGUACAGUAGUUUGAAAAUACAAGACUGCCCUACCAUGACCAUAGCUUGAUUUAGAGAUGAUGUGAGCUGCAGGAAAAGCAAUUUCCAAGGCGGUACCCACAUGAGUCACUUGCAGCAGAAUCCAUCAAAGAGUCUUGUGGCACUUUUAAAGAACAACACGUUUAUCAUGGCAUAAGCUUUUGUGGCCUGUGAUCCAACUGGAUGCACUUACAGGUAAAUGUAAGAGUUCUGUGUGGCUUACAUCUCUUUUUAAAUAUGCCUAUUAUAUGUGCUGGUCAUAUUCAAGCGGCAUUUCGUUUCUGCAUUUCAUUAGAUACGCCAUUGGCAUACUAACGCCCGAGUGUAGCCCUCCAUAUAGGAAAAGCAUGUUUAAACAGGACAGCAGGCGCACGGUGCCCUUUCACAGGUGAGUUCUUUCCCUGUGGCUCACAUCAUGUCUCAUGAGGCUUACACAGCAACGUAUCAGAGAAAUUAUGCGGCACAAACUUGGGUUCUCUUUGCAUGAGAAUCUCAGUUUUAAUCAUGAUCUGGUUCCAUAGUACAUUUUUUUCUUUUUUAACCCUUAGAAAUUGGUGCUCGGUUUCAACAGAAGGAACUUUCAGACAUCCCCAAGAGAUAAUAAUUUCCCCUAAAUAUUUCACAAAAUUGGUGAAGCAGCACUAAGUAAAGAAUUUGCCAGUAAUUCAGCAUUGCAUUGCAUUCCAGUUGAGAUGUCUUCCUUCUUUCAGUUCCUGUUAUCCCCAGUAAUUCCGCUGUAACAUACACUUCAGCCUCAUGAUGACUGUGCUUUUUAAGGCCGGUAUAAUUGAUUAAACUGGUGGCAUUACAGCUAGAGAGUUUAUCUGUUCUCUGCAGUGUGUCUGCGACUGGAGUCAGGAAAACUUAGAUCUGACUCCCUGUGAAGAUGUUGUGCAAAGUUCUGACACUUUGCAGACAGAGCAUUAAAACCACAGUCCUUCCACUUUCUUGUCUGUAUUUGCCUUAAGUUGCUAAUUGACUUGCUAGGCCAGGCAAAAGGUUCAUGGUCCAACUUUUCAUACCAAGUGGGCUGCAAGAGUACUUUGACAUGGAACCUGUGUGCUGCACACUGCCUUGUCAUGGGGGAGAGAGCCAGGCCAGAGCCAGAUAAGUGAGUUACUGGGGUUUGGGAAGGAGGUGGGAGGCUCUGGCCAGGGUCCUAGAGACCUACUUUCUUCCCAUAGCUGGAAAAGCACUAACUAGGCUUUGGGAAAGAGGAUAAAGGCUCUAGGGCCCUGUCAGAGCCCUCACGCUUCCUUCCCAAAGCCCAGCACCUCGCUAACUAGGCUUAACAGGGUACGGGCUGAAGGGGCCAAAGUGUCAAAUGUUGCCAAGGGUCACCAAAAAAGGCAUUGAGGGCCAUAUGCGGCCCUCAGGAUGCAUGUUGGACCACUCUGGCUGAGGCUAUAAUCCUAUAUUGCACUUACUAUAGCCUAUAUGGGACUUACUCUUGACCAAGUAGAGAGAUGUAGGAUUGCACUGCUAAUUCAAUAUUCGGUCUCUGACUCCCGUGCUAGCCAGCCAAGCAAAACUUGGUAACGAAAUUACGUGAUGGGGGUCCACUGGUGAUCCCCAAAAACAUAGUCAGGUACCUUUGGUAGGGUACCAUCAUUGCAGUUUUCAUAGGCCUAUUAAAAGCAUGUGGGAUGUAUAUGUGUAAGAUCCUCUUAAUUUUUUUCUUGGCAUGCACAUGAAAGCUCAUACGAAUAACUAACCUAGUUGGUCUCUAAGGUGCUACUGGAAGGAAUUUUAUUAUUAUUUUAUUUUGUUUUAUUUAUUUUAUUUUGUUUCGACUACAGCAGAUCAGCACGGCUACCUACCUGUAGCAAGAUGAAAGAUAACGUUUCAUCAUUCCCUGCCAUCCUAUUUUGGGAGGUUGCAAAGUGCAUAUCAUUUUGUAGCAACGUCACCAGGUCCAUCGGAUUGUUGCAAUGAAGUGCUUUGUAAGAUCGUACUCGGCACCAGCCUCAGAGUUCAGGCAGUAGCUUUUGAAUCUGCAUAAAACCUGGACGUGCAUAUUGGAUUGCUUUCUAAGUCUGUCAUAGGCACAUAAUGCUCAUUUGCUUCUGUGAACCUAGCCAGAAAGUACUAGUCUGCAACUAUACAGUUGCUAGAUAAUGGUGCCCUUUGUUUGCUGUAUCCUCUCCAUUUUAUUAAUGUGCUCUUAACUUGGAAGUUUCCACGCUAACCAUUGUUCGACAGUCUUCCCACUUAAAUGCCUUGUAGCUCAGUUCUGAUCUUUCUUUGGAGUCCGUCUUUGUCUGAUUGCCUCCGUUAUCAUGCUGUGCAGGUGUUGUCGACAUGAAAUUCUGAUCACUUAACUAGUUUCCAAUUGUCCUGUUUUGUUUUUUGGGGGGCGGGGUGGUGGUGGUUAUAUGAUGCUGUGCAAGGAUGGGAAUGCAAUGCUCUCAUCUGCCCAGUUAAUAGCUGUGCUCUAGAUGCCAAUUUUUUAUUUCACUUUUUUCUUCAAAAAAGCAGUUUUCAGAGAUACCUAUUUCUUUACCUUUUUUGCUCAGAUUUGUUCAUGUUCCAAGAGCCUGCUUAUUACCACAAAGCAAUCAGGGUGGUUAAUGUUUCCAGUGGCCCAAGGUAAAAAUCUGAAUCCCUUGUUAACCCAGAGCCUGAGCUAACAAUGCAACCUGGCUAGGAUCAAAGGGAGUCUCCCCAGUCCAGCUGCCUGCUUUAUCCAGCCUCUCUCAGGCUAUUUAACCAAGGAGGAGAAAAUUACAUAGGACAUGAUAUGUUCAGGGCAACUAAGUUAUUCCCCGUUCUGCAGUUUUUAGGGUCGAACAGGGCAUGUGAUUUGAUGCAGGUAUUGCCUUGCUCAGUGCCUGGCUGGGAGAUGCCAUAGGAACUCCCCAAGCUAGCAGGCCCAGUGGUCAGGAAUGAUGGAAACUGUAGUCCAAAAACAGCUAGAGACUGUUUAGAAACCCUGGUCUAGGGACUCCAGUGACAGGUUUGAAUCCAGAACAUCCCAAGACUACAAACCUGUUCCAGGAAGUGCAGCUCGGCCCAGAACACAGCACUCAUCUCAUUCUUAGAAUGUACAGGUGUAUCUCGGAUCCCGAACGCCUUGGAACUUUGACAUUUUGGCUCCCGAAUGCUGCAAACCCAGAAGUGAGUGUUCCAGUUUGUGGACGUUCUUUUGGAACCCAAAUGUCUGAUGGGGUUCUACGGCUUCUGAUUGGCUGCAGGAGCUUCCUGCAGCCAAUCAGAAGCUGCAAUUUGGUUUUCGAACGUUUUGGAAUGCUUCGGAUUCUGUUCGACUUCCAAGGUACGGAUGUAUUACAAGUGGGGUCCACAAUGGACUUUCAAAAUGUCUGGCAUAGUGUUGCUGACCAUAAACUGCUACAUCUUCCUGUGAGGAAACUCAGGGUUUUUGUUUUCUCCUUGAUACAGGAGUAUUGGAAGGGAAACAUUUAAGGCAGAGAAGAGAAAGCUGUGUCUCCUCCCCAUCUACCCUCAUGUUGCUGGAGCAGAAUUGCAAUCUUCUUUGGCCCUUGGAAAUACUGGCUGGAUCUCCAUGACAUCUGGAGGCCAUCAGAUUCCCCCACACUCGUCAUUUUAUUUGGGGAGGGGGACUUAGCUGGACUUGCCCUAGUAUUCUUUUAAAAUUUAUUUUUGUUAUAUUACAAGGCAGAAUGCAUUGAGGCAAGUCUUUCAAUACAGAGGCCAAUAAAAGAGUAGCAAGCAAAUAAAUCUGUCAUUAGGCAAAACUUUCGUGAUGAUUUAUGCUGUUGUGCCACAUUUCAAGAGCAAGUUGUAUGUUAUAAAGUGAAGUUGAAAAAAGUUUGUCUCCAUGUGUGACUCUGCUGUUCAGCUAUCCAGGAUUUUUAUUUUUAUUUUUUUAAAUACAACACCAAACCCUACCAUUUCCUUUCUGCUAUAUCAUAUUACCCUUUCUGUUUUUGUCUUUCACUAUAAAACAAAGCAAGAUCCUUUUUUUUCCCUCCCCCAUUUUGGUCUAAAGGCAGUUUAAAGGGGGAUUUUGUUGAAAGGCAAAGUAAGAUGAAAUGGGUCAAUAUGUACCUUUGUACCAGGCAAAUACAUACUAAGUUUGAGCUUUGUAGUCAUCUUAUGCACCCUACAGUGCAGUCGUAUGCAUGCUUACUCUGAAGUAAGCCUCAUUUAGUUCAAUUGCACCUUUUCAGGUAUAUGUGUCCAGGGUUGCUGCCUGAGCGAAUUUGCUCAUGUAAAAAUUGUCACCUGUGUUUUCUUUUAUAUGGGUAUAUCGGUGCAAAUGCUAUCUUUCAAAAAAGGUGUAUAAACAGGAAACAUGGGUGUGAAAGAUAAAGUUUCAUAGUAUAAAUAGCCAUGCAGAAUUAACUUUAGCUGCUUACUAUUCUGUAUUCUCAACGCUCAAUACAUCAGAAGUGCUUCUAAUUUCUGUGCACAUAUGAGAUGCUGUGGGUCAGCGAAUGUGUGUGCUUUUGCAAGUCCUUCCCAUGGCUGAAAUAAAAAUUAGGAAAGCAUGGAGCAGGGCUAGCCCAAUACAUUUUGCUGCCUGGAGCAAAUGACAAAUCUCUCUCGCCGUCUACAAAUUUCCAGAUACCAUUUUACAGUCAUACCUCAGGUUGAAGUUGCUUCAGGUUGAGCGCUUUUGGGUUCUGCUCCGCGGUGACCCAGAAGUAAUGGAACGCGUUAUUUUCGGGUUUCGCCGCUCGUGCAUGCGCAGAUGCUCAAAAUGACGUCCCACGCAUGUGCGGAAGCGGCGAAUCGCGACCCGUGCACACGCAGACGCAGGUUGCGUUUGCUUCAGGAUGUGAACGGGGCUUCAGAACGGAUCCCGUUCGCAUCCAGAGGUACCACUGUACUUCACCACUGGUGACAGGACAACGUUCUCCACCAUACUAGAGUUGCUCAGGGACUGCAGGGCAAGCUGUGUAGCACACACAACUCUGUUUUCUUGCACUUCACCCCUGCUGCCCUCUCCCUGUAAUCUGCCACCUGAGGAAAAUGCUAGGGCCGGCUGCUGCAUGCAAAGUUCAGUAUGAAAAGCCUGGUGGUUUUCUGGUCUGUGUAGCAUCUUCAUAAGCUCUUGGGAAGCAUGCUUGGUGCAGGUAGCCUGUUCAAAGAACGUAACAUUCAGAGGCCCUGGUGCACUUGACAGUUGUUUUCUAUGGCUUCUCUCCAGUUUGUCAGAAGCAUUGCUUAGUCAGGAAAGCAGCUGUUUGGAACCCCUUGAGCUGGCAGGGGAGUCUUCCUUUCUCUCCUAGGCAUGUGAACAAUCAGAUCAACGUAGGGUUUGCAAAUUGGGCUGUUCUGCUCCCUGGGAGCAGCUGGAUAAUCUCUCUCUCUCUCUGUCUGUGUGUGUUAAAAAGGCAAGGGGCCAGAUCCAGUUCACCAGUUUGGUUGAAUUAAUUGAACUAAAUUGUUUUGAUUGGGUUUUGCCAUUAAUUAUUAGUGUUCUGACUUUUUUAUAUUCCAUGGUGGGCCAUGCAAUCUGCUAUUCUGAACAAUGCUUUUUAUCGGGGAGGGGGAAGCGGGGAUGGGUUUACGGAACCGGGGGUGGGGUGGGGGCUGUGGCCUUAAAAAGCUUGGGAUCUACCGACAUAGGGACAACUGAGAUUAAAUGCUGUAUAAAUGGCCUAAAGAAAUUGGGUAUUGGGUAGGCGGAGGCCUACCUGGGUCAAAGAGGGCUUGCCCCCACUCAUAGGCAGUGCUUCGUGGCUCAGUGUAACUCUGAUUUGCCUGUAUUUGAAUACGCUUCUAUGGGAACCGCAGGUUGUCUCUGUCCUUGUUCAGGUCAGCUUGACUUGCCAUUUGGACUGCCUGUUGUUACCCUGCGUAGUGCUAAGAGCUUUGCAUUUGUGUCUUGCCUUUCUUAUUAAAAAUUUAGUUAGGUAAGGAAUCCCGUUCCACCCACCCAGGAAGUGAAUAUUUCAUACCCUCAAGUAGGCUCCCAUCUGCACUAUGUAUUUAAAGCAGCACAGAGUGCCCUGUGAAAAUGGAUUUAUUGUUAAACCACUCUGGAAAAUUGUGGCACUGGCAGGGGACUAGUGUCUCCUAUGAGCUCCCAGCAUCCUUAGCAAACUGCAUUUCCCACAAUUCUUCUGGGGGAAGCCAUGACUAUAAUAGUUUAUUAUUUAUAGUUUCCCCAGCCACUCUGGGCGGCUCCCAAUCGAGUGUUAAAAACAAUACAGCAUUAAAUAUUAAAAACUUCCCUAAACAGGGCUGCCUUCAGAUGUCUUUUAAAGAUAAGAUAGCUGCUUAUUUCUUUCACAUCUGAAGGGAGGGCGUUCCACAGGGCGGGCGCCACUACUGAGAAGGCCCUCUGUCUCGUUUAAAGGAGUAUGAUAGCGCUUUAAAUGUAUAACGCAAGAAAAUUUGCAGAGCUGAAAAUCCUUGGGGAGCUCGAUUCGGCAGGAUUACACAACCUUUUGCAAAUAUAUCCACCCUAAGGGACAUAAUUCGGUGGGCCAUAGCUGAGUCACGGAGCACAUGUUUGGAUUGGAGAAUGCCCCAGGUUAAAUUCCCAGCACCUCCAGGUAUGCCUGGGAUAAUUUCCUGUCUUGAAACACUGGAGAAUUUGGAGUCAGUGUCAACAGUACUGAGUUCGGUUGACCAAAGGGAGACUUCAAUUACCUGGAUAUUUGUUGGAUGUCAAACUCAGCCAAGAGCAUAAGGUCAAACAGAUUCCUCACUGGCCUUGCAGACAACUUCGUUGUCCAGAAAGUGGGAGAAGCAACAAGAGGAACAGCCAUUUUAGAUCUGGUCCUAACCAAUGUUGAUGACCUGGUUAGUGGGGUAGAAGUGGAAGAAUCAUUAGGCGCGAGUGAUCAUGCUCUUCUGAAGUUUACUAUACAGCGGAAAGGAGCAGCCAAGCAUACUAGGACUCAAUUUCUUGACUUUAAGAAAGCCGACUUCAUAAAACUUAGGGAAGUGCUGGGUGAGAUCCCAUGGACAGUAAUACUAAAAGGAAAGGGGUUCAUGAUGGCUGGGAGUUUGUUAAGAGGGAGAUAGUAAAAGCACAACGUCAGGCAAUACCAAUGAGACGGAAACAUGGAAGGUGCCUAAAGAAGCCAGGGUGGCUAUCUAAAGAACUUUUAACUGAGUUAAGAUUAAAAAGGAUGUGUACAAAAAAUGGAAAAGGGGGGAAACCACCAAAGAGGAAUUCAAACAAAUAGCCAGCAUGUGUAGACACAAAGUCAGAAAAGCUAAAGCACAGAAUGAACUCAGGCUUGCUAGAAAGGUUAAAAGUAACAAAAAAGGCUUUUAUGGGUAUGUUCGUAGCAAAAGGAAGAACAAAGAAACAGUGGGGUCACUCAGAGGAGAAGAUGGUGAAAUGCAAACAGGGGACACAGAAAGGGCUGAACUCCUCAAUGCCUUCUUUGCCUCAGUCUUCUCCGAUAAAGAAAACAAUGCCCGACCUGAAGAAUUUGGAGCAAAUGAUUCAGCAGAGGAAACACAGCCCAGAAUAACUAAGGAGAUAGUACAAGAAUACUUGGCUAGUUUAGAUGUAUUCAAGUCUCCAGGGCCAGAUGAACUGCAUCCAAGAAUAUUAAAAGAACUGGCAGAUGUGAUCUCAGAACCACUGGCAGUCAUCUUUGAGAAUUCCUGGAGAACAGGCGAAGUCCCAGCUGACUGGAGGAGGGCAAAUGUUGUCCCUAUUUUCAAAAAGGGGAAAAGAGAGGACCCAAAUAAUUACCGCCCAGUCAGUCUGACAUCAAUACCAGGGAAGAUUCUGGAGCAGAUCAUUAAGCAAACAGUCUGUGAGCACCUAGAAAGGAAUGCUGUGAUCACCAAUAGUCAGCAUGGAUUUCUGAAAAAUAAGUCAUGUCAGACUAACCUGAUCUCGUUUUUGACAGAAUUACAAGCCUGGUAGAUGAAGGGAACGCAGUGGAUGUAGCCUACCUUGAUUUCAGCAAGGCAUUUGACAAGGUGCCCCAUGAUAUUCUUGUAAAGAAGCUGGUAAAAUGUGGUCUUGACUAUGCUACCACUCAGUGGAUUUGUAACUGGCUGACUGACCGAACCCAAAGGGUGCUCAUCAAUGGUUCCUCUUCAUCCUGGAGAAGAGUGACUAGUGGGGUGCCAUAGGGUUCUGUCUUGGGCCCAGUCUUAUUCAACAUCGUUAUCAACGACUUGGAUGAUGGACUCAAGGGCAUCCUGAUCAAAUUUGCAGAUGACACCAAACUGGGAGGGGUGGCUAACACCCCAGAGGACAGGAUCACACUUCAAAACGACCUUGACAGAUUAGAGAACUGGGCCAAAACAAACAAGAUGAAUUUUAACAGGGAGAAAUGUAAAGUAUCGCACUUGGGCAAAAAAAAAUGAGAGGCACAAAUACAAGAUGGGUGACACCUGGCUUGAGAGCAGUACAUGUGAAAAGGAUCUAGGAGUCUUGGUUGACCACAAACUUGACAUGAGCCAACAGUGUGACGCGGCAGCUAAAAAGCCAAUGCAAUUCUGGGCUGCAUCAAUAGGAGUAUAGCAUCUAGAUCAAGGGAAGUAAUAGUGCCACUGUAUUCUGCUCUGGUCAGACCUCACCUGGAGUACUGUGUCCAGUUCUGGGCACCACAGUUCAAGAAGGACACUGACAAACUGGAACGUGUCCAGAGGAGGGCAACCAAAAUGGUCAAAGGCCUGGAAACGAUGCCUUAUGAGGAACGGCUAAGGGAGCUGGGCAUGUUUAGCCUGGAGAAGAGGAGGUUAAGGGGUGAUAUGAUAGCCAUAUUCAAAUAUAUUAAAGGAUGUCACAUAGAGGAGGGAGAAAGGUUGUUUUCUGCUGCUCCAGAGAAGCGGACACAGAGCAAUGGAUCCAAACUACAAGAAAGAAGAUUCCACCUAAACAUUAGGAAGAACUUCCUGACAGUAAGAGCUGUUCGACAGUGGAAUUUGCUGCCAAGGAGUGUGGUGGAGUCUCCUUCUUUGGAGGUCUUUAAGCAGAGGCUUGACAACCAUAUGUCAGGAGUGCUCUGAUGGUGUUUCCUGCUUGGCAGGGGGUUGGACUCGAUGGCCCUUGUGGUCUCUUCCAACUCUGUGAUUCUAUGAUUCUAAGGUCUGACUUUGUGUAAGGCAGCUUCUUAUAAAGAAGUACAAUAGUAAUAUUAUUGCUGUCUAGGUAAAAAUACGCAUAAGCCCCAAUACUUUAUCAGCAUCUUUUGCCUAAAUCCUGCUGAGCCUCUUCCAUUUAUUUCAGUGAAGCUGGGGAAUUGUGUCCUAUGUUUUUAAUUGUACACUGACUCAUUUAUAUCUGCCUCGAUUUAAUCCCCUUUUUUGUGCAUGGGGACAAGAGUGUGCUCCUGUGAGAUUAAUUUUUUUUAUGUGCGUUUGAAUUAUUUCACUAAUUCUGCUGUAUAGUAGUCAGAAGUCAAUGGGCAAGGAAAGCUGGCCAUGAGAUGGAUAAUUAAUCCAAAGCAAACUUUAACUACCUCAUAAUUUCAUCUGCUCUUCCCUGUGUUGAUGCUAUGGAUAUUCCUCAUUGUGAGGACAGGCAAUACUGUCUAAUAUGAUUUGGUGGGAUUGCAGUUGUUGUUAUUGUUGUUAUUAUUAUUAUUAUUAUUAUUAUUAUUAUUAUUAUUACCCUGCCCAUCUGGCUGGAUUUCCCCAGCCACUCUGGGUGGCUCCCAAUAGAAUAUUAAAAACACGAUCAAACAUUAAAAACUUCCCUAAACAGGGCUGCUUUCAGAUGUUUUCUAAAAGUCAUGUAGUUGUUUAUUUCCUUGACAUCUGAUGGGAGGGCGUUCCACAGGGCGGGCACCACUACCAAAAAGGCCUUCUGCCUGGUUCCCUGUAACCUCACCUCUUGCAGUGAGGGAACCGUCAGAAGGCCCUCGGCGCUGGACCUCAGUGUCCGGACUGAACGAUGGGGGUGGAGAUGCUCCUUCAGGUAUACUGGGUCGAGGCAGUUUAGGGCUUUAAAGGUCAGUACCAACACUUUGAAUUGUACUCAGAAACAUAAAGACAGAAAGUAUAACAUAUCAACCAUCAGUUUUGGGAAGUCAGGCAAGGACAGUCACAUACUGUCACUGCUGGCGGCGUAGAAUGUUGCCAGCUUUGAAAUGAAGGGAGUGAGAACACGUUGACUAAUGUCACACAGAGGUGCCUCCAAAUAAUUAUCUACCCUCACCAUGGCCUUAUGACAUACCAGUGUCCUAGCACAUGUCAUGGAGAGUUGCUGUUAUAGCUUUCCAUAGGCAUCUGGCUGACCACUGUGAGAACAGGUUACUGGACUAGAUGGGUUAUUUAUCUGAUGCAGCAGGAUCUUCUUACAUUCUUAAGAGUUUUCAUGCUACUGCUGUUGCUCUUGAGAUGCAAUUGCUGCUCUGCCCUAGCAACCAGAAUGCAGCAAUGUCUUACACUACGUGUUGUGGCUGCCAUGGGGUCAAGUCAAAAUGCAGAGGCUGCUUCCAGCAGUUUCUGCAUGAUAUGUGUAAGUUCUUAGAAUGUAAGCACUCUAUAAUAAAGCACUGUGUUGAUAGCAGUUGAUGCUGGAACUUGAUGCUGGUGAGCACCCUUCUAUAACAUUCAUGUGUGUGGUAUGUGUUUAGUUUCAGAAUGGCUGCGGUUAUUGCCUUUCCUAGGUGUCCUUGCUCUGCUCGGAUACCUUGCUAUUCGCCCAUUCCUCCCCAAGAAGAAGCAGCAGAAGGAUAGCUUGAUCAAUCUCAAGAUCCAGAAGGAGAACCCCAAAGUAGUGAACGAAAUCAACAUUGAGGACCUUUGUCUCACGAAGGCAGUGUAUUGCAGGUGCUGGCGCUCAAAAACGGUGAGUCAUUUUAUUGCUUUGAGAUGUGGCUUCAAGGUUACUGUGAUUUCCGGUAUAUACCUGAAGGAGCGUCUUCACCCCCAUCGUUCUGCCCGGACAUUGAGGUCCAGCGCCGAGGGCCUUCUGGCGGUUCCCUCACUGCAAAAAGCAAAGCUACAGGGAACCAGGCAGAGGGCCUUCUUGGUGGUGGUGCCCGCCCUGUGGAACGCCCUCCUAUCAGAUGUCAAAGAGAGAAACACUGGCAGCUUUUAAACCUCAACCAACCCACCCUGAUUUUGCGGGAACCAAAUCUCUGUAAAGUGGAGAAGGAUCCAGGAGUUCCAGCUUUGUAUGAGCUUGAGCUACAAGUGGCUGGAGUAGGCCGCGUUGUGCCCUCCUAUCAGCAUCAGGAUGUUUGGCCAGAGAUGAUGGGAGGUGUAGCCUGCAGCAACUGGCUGGCUAUACCAAUAUUAGAUUGUUCAUAACCAGUGUCAAGGAUGGAGCAAGUACAGAGACCAUUUUAAGGCAUUCAUUGUUUCAUUUUGGGGUAUUGGGCCUAGACUACUGUCCCUCAGCCUGGAUCUUUUUCUGUCCCUGUACUUAAGCUUGUGGGUUGCCAUCCCAUUUUAUCUAUGCCGAAUGGACUCUGUUCUAGUUAGGAGUGACCCGGGCUCCUGCGCAAAAAGCUUCUCUGAAUCAUAAUUACCACCCUACAAUCAGUGCAGAUAUUCAGCUGCUUUUCUCUCGCCUUUUUUUCAGUUCCCUGUCUGUGAUGGCUCCCACAAGAAGCACAAUGAGUCGACAGGAGAUAAUGUGGGCCCAUUAAUACUCAAGAAGAAAGAAGUCUAGCAAGCCUCCCCAACUAAGCCACGACUGACGGGAAGUCCACUUGAUACCCACGUGGUAGUGCUUUCAGUCUAAUAGUUACUGUAGACUUGAGCUUUGAUAUCUCUUUAGGUUACCUUAGUUUUAUAGACUGUGAUAGACAUGUGAUAUUUUUUGUAUGGUCUCAAAAGCCAUGUCCAACUUAACGAAGAAUGGCCCCUUUGUACAUGCGUUUUUACUCCCGUAACAAAAUGAUCAUCCCCAGAGUUUCAAUUUAACCAGUAAUAAAAUGUUAAUGUGAUUCUUAAAGAGCCAUAUAUGUACCCUUUCUCUGUUUAAAAUAAGCACAUCUACACUACAGAUUUAAAUGUGUCUGAAACUAGCUUAACUGUUGUGACUUCCACAAAAGAAUUCUGGGAACGGAAGUUUAUCUUGAUCCUGUUGACAUUUCGUAUUUGUUUCAGCGUCGUUUUUUUUACUACUGUGGUCCUUCCGCAAGUGAAGACAGCCUUGCCUAUGGCAUACCUGAUUUGAGGAGUAUGGCAAUGGUUAAUAAGCCCAGUUGAAAAUAAUUAAAUCUAAGAACAAUGUAAUUGCUGUCACAGUCCAUUUUAUGGCUGAUAUUGGACGAAAGCUGGCAUUUUUUCCUACAUAAGCAACAACAACUAAGGCUUCUGCUCACAACAAACAAAAACCCAAUUUGUCUGAAACAAGAGGAGUGCCUUAUACGCUUAUUUAAGUUUGAAUAGUCCCAUCUAUCCCACACUCAAGAAUCAUUUUCCCAAAGAGACUCAUGUUGUUCUGAUCUCCCUGUACACACACUUAAUUCCUAAUUCCAUGCACAACCAUAUAAUAUAGUCAGUCAUGAUCUGAGUUCCAAACAAUAUUAGGUUUUAUGCUCUGUUCAUGCUGUGGAAAACAUCUACUGCCCCAAUGCCAAAGCAGUAUUAGCAAUUAGUAGUGGCUUUCUGGACCUAGUUAGAUACAAACUGUUUAUGACAAUAAGGCUGUGAUAGAAGCAUCCUUGGCUAACAUAUUGCCUAUGAGAAAAUAAAUGGCAAAGUAAAUUCACCUCUGCCACCAACUUGCUCCCAGAUAUUCCCACUGUGGACAGAAAGUAGAUUUCUGUUGAACCCCUCUGUUUUGCUUGUUACUUAUCUAGUAAAUAGGUUGGUUUGUGAAACUGACUGUGCCCUCGUCCUCCCAUUAGUGCCAAAAGUCCUCCCGUAUUUUCUUCUGCAUUACUCUGAAUUAUUACAAGACAACUGCUCUUGGAAAUGUAGCAUGGUUUGUCAGCUUACUUUUGGAAAAAAAUCAAAGAAAUUGCUAGUUUUUUUAAACAACAACCACAACAACAACAACAACAACACAGUGGUAUAUUCUUCAUUGUGACCAACCUGGUUUUAGGUAAGUAAUUUAUGGAUUUUUCCAUAUUACUUUCAGUCAUGGAGGCCAAAGUUCUUUCUAGUGAUGUACAUGCAUGCAUAUAUGAGGAAGGUGCGCACACAGACCUACACUUUCUCCACCGCGGGGAGAAACUUUGGCCAGAUGAUUAUGCAAACGAGCCUUUAAUUACAGCUAAUGUUUGUUGGAUUGGGGGAAGGGGGGAGUCCCUGCCUACCACACUUCCCACUCCAGAUAACACAGGUCAGGCUCACAUUAUGCAGACGAGGAAAAAGCUAUUGCAUUUCUCAACUUCUGGUUUCAGUUUGUUUUCUUCCUUUUUCAGCAGAAAACAACUCUGCCAGAGCUGGGCAACGCAUGGAUGUGGGGAGAGGCUCAGGGACCAUAGCAGCUUGCAGCACCUUCAGAUCUAGCACUAGGGGAUUACUUGUCCUCUUAUGCUUGGGCUGGACCCCUGUGCCUGAUCUGGAAGUAGGAUGCCAAUUCAUGUAUGCAUCCCAAUAUACAUAUCUGACUGGUGGAGCUCCUAUAGAACUACACAUGCCAUGGUGAAGUCUUCUUCCUAAGAUUGAACUCAGGUUGGGCGCAGCCUCUGAAGGUCUGGGGAGAGAAGCUAACUGUGCCCUGUGCCAAUUAGCUGGGUUUCUAUUACUUUAUGAUUACAUGUGUAGUCCCCAUUUUCUCUUAAGGAAUUCAAGGUGGCAUACACAAAUUCCUCAUUUUACCCUCACAGCAAGCCUGUGAAGUAGUUUAGACUGAGAGACAAUAACCGGCCCAAGGUUACCCAAUGAGCUUCCUGGCUCAGUGGUGAUUUGAACCCCUGUCUCCCAGGUCCCAAUCCCAACACAUUAACCUCUAUGCCACCCUGGCUCUCGAUAUGAUGUCACGAACUCCUCUCGGAGCAGUUCUACUGUGCGCUAAAACUGAGUGUGUUCCAUGAAAAACAGAAAAGUGAGCAAAAAAAAUAAGGUGCUAAAUAGAUUGAAUGGGGUAAACAAGUAAGCAACACUGCCACUCCCCCUCCCCAAAGUGUUUGGGUGGUGGGGAGGAGAAAGGAGAAAUACAGACAAUAAGCAAUUUUCUUUUAAAUACAGUGGUACCUCUGGUUACGAACUUAAUUCGUUCCAGAAGUCUGUUCUAAACCCGAACCGUUCUUAACCUGAGGUGCGCUUUUGCUAAUGGGGCCUCCCGCUGCCACCGUGCGAUUUCCAUUCGCAUCCUGGGGCAAAGUUCUCAACCCAAGGUACUACUUGUGGGUUAGUGGAGUUUGUAACCUGAGGUACCACUGUAUAUCUGCCAAGAGAAUUGCAAAAACAAGGAAAGCCAGACUCCCUACAUAGGAACAAAAAGCACCGUGACCCCCCCUCCCUUUUAAGUGAAUCUCUGCAUGCAUCCUCCUAAGAUGGGGCUCUGGAUUAACUUUCAUCUGCUGUUAUUUAUUGUUUGAUGUGAUAAAUCAUGGAUUUGAACCAUGAUCUAGUUGAGAUAGCUCAGUUAGUAGAGCACCGGACUCCUGACCUCAGGGUCAUGGGUUUGAACCCCAUGUUGGGCAGAAGAUUCCUGCAUUGCAGGGAGUUGGACAAGAUGAUGCUGAGGAUCCUAUCCAAUUCUACAAUUCUGUGAUUCUCUGAACCUUCCAUAAGCAAACAGGGAGAUAAAAUAGAUUCCCACCACACUUGGAGAUAAUUUUCCUCACUACCACCAGAAUGAAGCAGCUCAGUGCUAACUUGUGUUGUUUUUGAAAUCUGAACUGGAGAAAACUAGAACAGGCCUCUCCUUUCCUGUGGAUGAAACGCUGCUAGCCUGAGGUGCAGGCUCCGAUUUCAGUUUAAGAUUUCUUGUGAAGUGCCUAGCAUCUCACCUACAUACCUUGCCUGAUCCUUUUGAUAUAUAUUUCAGGCAGCUUGCCGAUUUGGAAUUGUGUCUAAACUUUUGUUGGGUUGGGUUUUAAUUUCACGGUAAUUGCUACAGACAAUUCAAAGGAUGUUAUGGUGCACAACCAACAUUGUGUGUGUGUGCGUGCAAGAGACAGACCUGGAAAGUUACACCAUGGAGGAAGUUACAUAUGUAAUUCUGUUACUACCAAUAAAAUAUUCAUUCUACAUCAC
Messenger RNA from Podarcis lilfordi (Lilford's wall lizard), 22633 nucleotides. The record is from the annotation of a GenBank genome assembly. Lineage: Eukaryota; Metazoa; Chordata; Lepidosauria; Squamata; Lacertidae.